AUGCCUGACAUGCCUAAGUAUAGCAUUGCUGUGACUAUUAUCGGGGUCAUCCAGCUUGCGGGAAAGGUUACCUCCCUGGGCUAUGGCUAUAUCGGUGGAGUGGAUCGUGCUCCCAAGUACCUUCGGGAGCUUGUUGAUGAGCUUGCCGCUCUCAGUAAAGUACUUAUCGCCAUACAAGAUCACACUGAUAAGGAACCAACCUCUGAAGUCAUACAUUCAUUAAACGAGGAAAGAGGGCCUCUUCAAGGAUGUGCACGGGAGUUGGAGAUACUACAGUCGGAAUUAGAACCCAAGAAUGGAGAGGGACUUCAAUCAGUCAUGGAAGAUAAUCUUGAGUGGCCUCUUGAAGAAGAGCCGACGAAAGAAUACAUUAAGCGUGUCAAAGCACUAAAGGAAAUCUUUGAACUUUCUUUGCAACCUGAAUCCGAACGUAUUGCGGGUGAUUUGGUCGGACUGGUGAAGAAGUAUACUGAGGACGAGGAUCUUGAAGUUCACAAGCUCCCCCUAGAUCAUCCAGUUGUGGUAAAUUGGUACAAGAGGGAGGAGGCUCUCCGAAUGGAGGAAAAGCGAGAGAAUGUACUCAAUUGGCUAUACCCGGAAGACCCUGAGGCCAGGCAUAAUGAAAUUAGUAAUCGGAGGCAAAGGGAAACUGGUUCAUGGCUUACAGAAAGACCUGAAUUUCGGGAAUGGCUUUUGCAUCAUGAUCCUGCUUCUCUAUUCCUAUGGGGCUAUGGAAUCCCUGGUGCCGGAAAGACAUAUUUGAGUUCUGUCGUUGUCGACUAUUUUCCAUCUGGACCAUUGGCGGAAACGCAGGGCAAAUCUAAGGAGAAAAUCAUUGAGGCUCUUGCCAUGUGUGCCGGGGAAAUGAUUCUACUUGUCCGUUUCCACCUAGAGUAUAUCUGUCAACAGACUACGGCGAAACAAAUCCUACAGGCCCUCACAAAACUAAAAGGGAUUAUCGAUAGAGAAGGCCCAUUGGAACCAACUUUUAUAAGGGCCAUAGAAAAUCUACGACGACAACCUAAGAACUGCUCUGACUUGGCCGUGAAGGUCCUUGUUUGGCUCGCUAAAACAAGGCGGACACUUACAGUUGACGAAAUCCAAGUAGCCGUUUCUAUUGAGGCAAGGCGAGAAAGACUUGACGAGCUAGACUUGCCAGACAGGACCACGUUGUUCGAUGUCUGCGGUAGUCUUGUUUCAAUUGAUGAGCAAAGUGGAACUAUUCGCCUCUCUCAUGAGAGCGUAAACCAUUUCUUAGCCAAUAGCCCAAGCACUGUUCCAGAGCUUUUAGACGAGACUGUCACUGUGGCUUUGAUGACUUACCUUGGGUUCGAAUCUCUCUCUAUCAAAAUUACCAAUGAUGAACUGCCGGCCCGUCUCAAAGAACAGCCUUUCUUGAGUUAUGUGGUGACCCAAAUACAAUACCAUCUUAAACUCUGCCCGGAAGAGAUCACCCUUCAAUUGGUUCUCAGAUUCCUUGGUAUGCCAGUAAAUAUUUAUUCAUAUCUACAGGCGGCCUCGUUUUGCAAUGCGAAAAUGCGGGGUGAUAUUCUCAUUCCGGAAUUCCCUUCGGAGCCCCUCGAAUAUCCUGACUUUCCAACGAAACCUGCACUACACGUCGCAGUCAUUUUGGGACACUUUUUGGCGAUUAAGCACUUAAUAAAAAAUGGUGCAGAUCUCUUGGAGCGCGAUUCCUGGGGCCAGACUGUAAUCCACGAAGCGGUUUUGGCGGGAAAUGAGAACGUGUUCUGCUAUUUAUUGGAGAAGGGUGUUGAUGUUCUGAGGGCUGACGAUAAAGACCAAACGGCACUGCAAAGAGCCUGCGAUAUAGGCAAUGAAAGAAUGGUCAAUCUAUUACUAGAGAAAGGGGCCGAAGUAAAAACUGUUGAUGUCACUGGUAAGAAUUGCCUUCACAAGGCAGCUUUGGGGGGCCACGAGGGGAUCGUAAAAAUAUUACUCGAACGCGGCAUUGAUUUUACGGUCAUUGACGAACGUGGACAUAACCCCUUAAUGGAGGCGGCUUCCGGAGGACAUGAGGGAAUAGUAAAAAUCUUACUCGAGAAAGGCGCUGACACCAGUCUCCUUGAUGUUAAUUGUCGAUCUAUCAUUCACUUGGCGUCACAUGAUGGACACCACAAUGUGGUCCGGGUUCUCCUUGAGAACGGAGUUUAUGAUCUUUCACUCUUUGACAAGAGCGGGCAAACGGCACUUCACAUCGCGGCGGCUCGAGGUCAUAAAUCUACUUUGGAGGUAUUAGUUGAACACGGUGCCGACAUCCACGGCAAGACCAGUGCUGGAGAUUCUGCACUUCAUCGGGCAGCAAUCUACGGGCAACGAACGAUAGCCAUGUACCUCAUUGGAGAGGGGCAUGUAGAUAUCUCAGUCUUGGAUGCGAAUAAUAGGACAGCGCUAGAGGUUGCUGAGAUCGCUAGGCGCGACCAGUUGGCAAUGGUCCUCAAGGGUAAUGGUGCCGAGGAAGAGAUUAAAGAGGCCAUAAAUCGUGAAAGACUAGUCCAGGUAUUAAGAGGAAAUUUAAAUCCUGAAAAUCCUGAUGAAAGAAGGUUGAGGACAAUUUUGGAUUCUUUUGGUAGCCUAGAUAUCAUGUACGCAUACAGAAUGGGGGUCAUAAAGUAA
Messenger RNA from Morchella importuna, 2634 nucleotides. RefSeq lists its product as uncharacterized. Gene Ontology annotation, molecular function: protein binding. The coding region runs from base 1 to 2634 and encodes 877 amino acids. The transcript has 9 exons. Lineage: Eukaryota; Fungi; Ascomycota; Pezizomycetes; Pezizales; Morchellaceae. The record is from RefSeq and is a predicted model, not a curated record.